This is a messenger RNA of Naegleria fowleri, 1356 nucleotides long. RefSeq lists its product as uncharacterized. The record is from RefSeq and is a predicted model, not a curated record. Gene Ontology annotation, biological process: microtubule cytoskeleton organization; mitotic cell cycle. The coding region runs from base 1 to 1356 and encodes 451 amino acids. The transcript is spliced from 5 exons. Lineage: Eukaryota; Heterolobosea; Eutetramitea; Acrasida; Naegleriidae. Gene Ontology annotation, cellular component: microtubule; cytoplasm. Gene Ontology annotation, molecular function: GTP binding; structural constituent of cytoskeleton.
AUGAAAGAGGUGAUAUCGUUACAUAUUGGCCAGGCUGGUUGCCAGGUGGCACAAACCAAUUGGGAGCUCUUCUGUUUGGAGCAUGGAAUUAAACGAGAUGGAUCAUUAAGUGAGGGAACCCCUAAAGGGUCUGUAUCUUCCUUCUUUGAGGAAGCAUGCUCUGGAAAUUAUGUCCCCCGAUCCUUACUCAUCGACCUUGAACCAAGUGUUGUCGAUCAAGUGAGAACCGGUUCCUUCAAAGGCUUGUUUCAUCCCGAGACUUUAAUUACGGGCAAAGAAGAUGCUGCCAACAACUACAGUAGAGGAAAGUACACAUUGGGCCGUGAGAUUGUCGAUUUUGUUCUCGACAAAUUACGAAAGUUGGCAGAACGUUGCGAUUCACUCCAAGGAUUUAUUAUGAACUGCUCGAUCGGAGGUGGAACUGGAAGUGGUUUGGGUAGUCUCCUUGUCAGCAAAAUGCAGUCUGAUUACAAGACAGUUCCAAAGGUACUCGUGGCAGUGUUGCCCUCGCCACAGGUAUCGAACGUGAUAGUAGAGCCUUACAACGCGGUUCUCUCCUUGAAUGAACUUACUUCGAAUGCAGAUGUGUGCUUCAUGAUGGAUAAUGAAGCCAUGUAUGAUAUUUGUCGAAGAGGUUUAGAUUUAGCAUCUCCCACUUAUUUCCACCUAAAUAAUAUCAUUUCUCAAACGUUUUCCUCACUCACUACUGGAAUUCGGUUCGAUGCCAGUUUGAAUAGCGAUGUCAAAUCAUUUGCAAGUAACUUGGUUCCAUUCCCAAGAAUCAACUUUCUUGCUUGUUCUUAUGCUCCCUUGUAUUCUCCACUCAAAGCAUACAAUGAAAUGAUUUCAGUGAAUGAAAUAACUUUAAGUGCGUUCGACGCUUCGUCAAUGAUGGCCAAAUUCGAUCCAAGACAUGGUAAAUUCAUGGCGGUGACAUUAAUGUACAGAGGUGACAUUGUUCCUAAGGAUAUCAAUGCCAGUAUUAUGGUUGUAAAAUCAAAGAAGACAUUCAAAUUUGUAGACUGGUGCCCAACAGGAAUUAAGUGUGGGUUAUCGUCACAAAAACCAUCCGUGCUUGCUAAUAGCAUUAUCGCUCAGACUCAGAGGUCUGUAUGUAUGGCCUGUAAUUCCACAGGGAUUGGUGAAGUUUUUAAGAGAAUUACAGACAAGUUUGAUCUGUUGUAUGUCAAACGAGCUUUUGUGCAUUGGUUCGUAGGUGAAGGAUUGGAGAGUGGUGAAAUGGCGGAGUGUCGUGAGAGAAUGAGUCAAAUCCUUGCCAAUUAUGCAGAAUUAAAUGGUUCAGAUGAAGCUGAAACUUCAAGCACCAACAAAGAACCUGCCAAACCAUCCCAUUAA